AUGAGUGUAUCUGUACUACCAUCUGCUGAUGAUCGCCUAGCACAUUAUGAGGCCCAUGACAAAGCUUCAAAAGUUAAAGCUGCUAUUGAUAGUUCACGAAGAUCUGUUAAAAAACUUGCCAGAGGUACAGCUGAAAGAGUUUCUAGAGUAUUAUCCGGUGGUACAAUAGAAAAUAUUGAACAAUUAAAAUCAAAUAAUGAACCUAAAGAUCAGUUAUUUAUAAAAAAGACAAGAUGGCAAAUUGCUAUUAUGGCUAAUAUUGGUUUUUUACUAGCUUUUGGUAUUAGAUGUAAUUUUGGCGCAGCUAAAACAAGAAUGAUUUCUAAUUUUACUGAUCUUUAUGGUGUUGUUCAUCCAAAAGAAUUUCAUUGGACAGCUUCACAAUUAGGUCUCCUUGAAUCUAGUUUCUUUUAUGGUUAUGCUGCUAGUCAAAUACCUGGUGGUUUAUUAGCAGCAAAAUUUGCACCAAAUAUUCUUUUUGGUUUAAGUAUUAGUAUUGCUUCACUUAUUAAUAUUGCUAUACCAAUUGCAUUAUAUUAUCAUCCAAUAACUGAUGGAAUUGUUGUUGCAUUACAAAUAGCUCAGGGAUUAUCAUUAGGUAUUGCUUAUCCAUGUAUGCAUGGUGUUUGGAGAUAUUUUGCUCCACCAUUAGAAAGAUCAAAAUUAGUUACAACAACAUUUACUGGUGCAUAUUUAGGUGUUAUGGUUGGUUUACCAUUAUCAGCAAUUUUAGUUUCAUAUGUUUCAUGGUCAGCACCAUUUUAUUUUUAUGGUAUAGUUGGUUGUAUAUGGUUUAUUGGUUGGAUGUAUAUAUCAGCACCAUCACCUAAAGUUCAUCCACGUAUUAGUGAAGCUGAAAGAGAAUAUAUCAUUAAUUCUAUUGGUCCUGUUGCUUCAUCUGGUCAAGUUACAUUAACAACAGUUCCCUGGAAACAAAUAUGUUUAUCUGGACCAAAUUGGGCUAUAACAAUUUCAAAUUUUUGUCGUGGUUGGGUAUUUUUUUUAUUAAUUGGUAAUCAAUUAACAUAUAUGAAAGAUGUUCUUAAUAUGGAUAUUCAUAAUGGUGGAAUGUUUGCUGCAUUACCACAAUUAUCAUUGUCAAUUGUUGUAUUAUUUGGUGGGCAGGCAUCUGAUUAUUUAAGAAGUACAGGAAAAAUGAGUACAACAGCCGUUAGAAAGUUAUUUAAUACAAUUGGAUUUUGUUGUGAAGCAUUAUUGUUAUGUGUUUUAGCUUUUGUAAAAAAUCCAGUUAUUGCAAUAGCUGUUUUAACACUUUCAUGUGGUUUAAGUGGUUUUACAUUAUCAGGAUUCAAUGUUAAUCAUUUUGAUAUUGCUCCACGUUACGCUCCAAUAUUAAUGGGAAUAUCUAAUGGUAUUGGGGCAUUAGCUGGUUUAGGUAAUAUUGUUACAGAACACCUAACAGCUCAUGAUCCAGCUGGAUGGAAAGAAUGUUUCCUUUUAGCUAUGUGUAUUGAUUUCUUUGCUGCAUUAACAUUUUUAAUACUAGGAACAGGAGAAUUACAAGAAUGGGCAAAAGAAGAAGAACCACCACAGACAAUGAGUGAAAUUAUUAGAAGAGUCUCAACAGCUGUAAGGAGAAUGUCAACAAUAUCUAGAAGAAGAAAUCCAAAUACUAGGAGAACAGGAAUACAAAAAUUAAGAGAACAAGGUAAUGAAAUUGAAGGUAUUUCAAAUUUUGGAGCUUCAAUAGGAUCAGUUUCAUUUGCCCAUCCAGUUGUAACUUUACCAGAAGGAGAAGAAUUAGGUGAAAUAGAAAAAAAUACAUUUAUGAUGAGUAAUGCCAGUAUAUUAAAUGAUGCCAGAAGUGCACAACAUUAUUUGUAA
This is a messenger RNA of Strongyloides ratti, 1845 nucleotides long. RefSeq names its product Vesicular glutamate transporter. Bases 1 to 1845 code for a protein of 614 amino acids. The record is from RefSeq and is a predicted model, not a curated record. Gene Ontology annotation, cellular component: excitatory synapse; synaptic vesicle membrane. The transcript has a single exon. Lineage: Eukaryota; Metazoa; Nematoda; Chromadorea; Rhabditida; Strongyloididae. Gene Ontology annotation, biological process: monoatomic anion transport; transmembrane transport; neurotransmitter loading into synaptic vesicle. Gene Ontology annotation, molecular function: L-glutamate transmembrane transporter activity; neurotransmitter transmembrane transporter activity.